Zea mays is the source of this 1081-nucleotide messenger RNA. RefSeq names its product Short-chain dehydrogenase/reductase SDRA. The record is from RefSeq and is marked validated. The coding region runs from base 101 to 862 and encodes 253 amino acids. Lineage: Eukaryota; Viridiplantae; Streptophyta; Magnoliopsida; Poales; Poaceae. Gene Ontology annotation, molecular function: oxidoreductase activity. The transcript is spliced from 6 exons.
GUACCAGGCUAUACCAGCAUCAGCGAAGAGCCGGCGUUCUUGAGACUUGAGAGAGGAGAGCGACCGACGACCUCGAAGCUUGGCCUGCGCGGUGGUGACGAUGGAUGUCAAAUGCCGGCGUCUGGAGGGGAAGGUGGCCGUCGUGACGGCGUCCACGCAGGGGAUCGGCCUAGCCAUCGCCGAGCGCCUCGGCCUGGAGGGCGCCGCCGCCGUCGUCUCCUCCCGCAAGCAGAAGAACGUGGACGAGGCCGUGGAGGGGCUCAAGGCCAAGGGGAUCACCGUGGUGGGCGCCGUCUGCCACGUAUCCGACGCACAGCAACGCAAGAACAUCAUCGAGACGGCCGUCAAGAACUUUGGGCACAUUGAUAUUCUUGUCUCCAACGCUGCUGCAAAUCCUACUGUGAAUGUCAUACUUGAAAUGAAAGAGGUUGUUCUCGAUAAGUUGUGGGAUAUUAACGUCAAGGCUUCUAUUCUUCUUAUUCAGGAUGCUGCUCCCCACCUACGGGCAGGGUCAUCUGUGAUCCUUAUUUCUUCAAUUGCUGGUUACAAUCCUGAGCAAGGAUUGACAAUGUAUGGUGUUACAAAGACCGCUCUCUUUGGUCUCACAAAGGCUCUUGCUGGUGAGAUGGGACCCGAUAUUCGUGUUAAUUGUAUAGCCCCUGGUUUUGUUCCGACACGGUUUGCUAGUUUCUUCAUAGACAACGAGACCAUUAGGAAAAAGCUUAACGAGAGGACUAUGCUUAAGAGAUUGGGUUCCGUGGAAGAUAUGGCGGCAGCUGCCGCAUUCCUGGCAUCUGACGAUGCAUCAUUCAUCACAGCUGAAACCAUUGUUGUUGCUGGAGGGGUGCCGUCGAGAUUGUAAAUUUGGCUCAAGUUUGUACCGAUUGUUACUAGGUUGGUGACAUAGCAACUAUACUGUAAUAAUCCACUCUGAAAAUGUGGGUCGUGCUAAGUUGGCCACCGUUAGAUCUAAUAAUUUUUUAGGUGUCUUGGUAUUUGUUUGAGAUAAUAAUCUACUCAGAUUAUCUGUCACUUAGUUCAAAUUUUAUUGGAUUAUAUAAUAUAAAUAGAUAAUCCCAAA